CGUGACGCGCGCGCAAUCGCCGGCUGUGCGCGGGCUAUCUGAGGUUCGCGGUCCACCGGGUCCACCGAACACGAUCUCUCACCGAACACAUCGCAAGGACCCAUCGCUCUACAUUUGAAGACAUUCGCCUGCAAACGCAACGCUGUUGCUGUCUGUGGUCGUCAUCUCGUUCGCGCCGAAUUAGCAUCGACGAGUUGAUCCGCUCACGUGUUGCGUUGGCACUGCUGCGACCAUGGGAGAAUGCUUGGCUUGUGAGUUGGUUGACGCCGGAGCCGUGAAGUUCGGCACGUUCACGCUCAAGAGCGGCAUCACAUCGCCGUUCUACGUAGACCUCCGAGUAUCCGUGAGCUACCCGAAACUACUUCACGACAUCGCCGAUGCCGUUGUCGCCAAGAUCAAAGAAGACAAAAUCGAGGGCGAUCUGCUGUGCGGGGUUCCGUACACGGCGCUCCCCAUCGCCACGUGCGUGGCAAUGGCAACUGAGCAGCCAAUGGUAAUGGUACGCAAAGAAGUCAAGUCGUAUGGCACAAAACGUCCCAUCGAGGGAACCUUCCAUCCUGGCCAGAAGUGCAUCAUCAUCGAGGACAUCGUCAGCAGUGGGUCCAGCAUCAUCGAGAUAGCUCAGGCACUGUCCACAGCUGGCCUGGUUGUGACUGACGCCGUUGUGUUCCUGGACCGUGAACAGGGUGGAAAGGAAAACCUGCUCAAGUGGAACAUCCAGCUGCACAGCAUCUUUCAAAUCACGUCCAUCAUGAAGAAGCUGGUGGCCAGGAAGCGCCUGACCGAAGAAGUGGCCAACAAGGUUGCCGCCUUUGUGCAAGCGGUCAAGGCGCCCCUGGUGCCUUCCCUCCUCCUGCCUUCGCCCAACAAGGACACUUACGCCCAUCGCAGCCAGGUGGCCCGGUGCCUGCUCGCCAAGCGCCUCCUCGGUCUGAUGGACCAGAAGCAGACCAACCUGGCAGUUGCUGUCGACGUCACCAGUACCGACAAACUGUUGGAGCUGGCUGACCAGUUGGGCCCACACAUCUGCAUCCUCAAGACCCACAUGGACCUGCUGGAGGACUUCAACAGGGAGUCCAUGCUGCGCUUGCGUGACAUUGCCGCCAAGCACGACUUCCUCAUCAUGGAGGACAGGAAGUUUGCAGACAUUGGUCAGACGGUUCAGCUGCAGUACACGAGCGGUCCGUUUAGCACGCAGCUGUGGACCGACAUGGUGACUGCUCACUCACUGCCAGGACCGGGGAUUCUGACUGCACUGCAGCAAGCCAGCCGACCAGAGCAGGCCUGUGUGCUCAUCGCAGAGAUGAGCUCUGCCGGCACACUCACAUCUAAGAGCUACACCGAGGCCACGGUAAAGAUGGCCGAGGACUUUCCCGACUUUGUGCUGGGUUUUGUGUGCCAGUCGAGAGUCUCCCACAACCCGGGACACAUCCACAUGACACCUGGCGUGCGGCUGGACGCCAGUGGGGACAGCCUCGGCCAGCAGUACUGCGACCCCGGGUGUGCGGUGACCGAGCGUGGUGCCGACAUCAUCAUCGUCGGACGCGGCAUCGUGGCCUCGGCCAACCCCGAGGAAGCCGCACUGCGGUACAAGAAGGCUGCCUACGACGCCUACCUGUCGACACUGUCCUCCAAGUAGCGCACUCUCCGUACAGAAGAUCUGCUGUGUUUGUGAAUAAGAAGGAACCCCGUCAGCUUCUUUCU
Messenger RNA from Rhipicephalus sanguineus (brown dog tick), 1704 nucleotides. RefSeq names its product uridine 5'-monophosphate synthase (gene r-l). Bases 233 to 1639 code for a protein of 468 amino acids. The transcript is spliced from 11 exons. NCBI's taxonomy places the organism in Eukaryota, Metazoa, Arthropoda, Arachnida, Ixodida, Ixodidae. The record is from RefSeq and is a predicted model, not a curated record. Gene Ontology annotation, molecular function: orotidine-5'-phosphate decarboxylase activity; orotate phosphoribosyltransferase activity. Gene Ontology annotation, biological process: 'de novo' UMP biosynthetic process; 'de novo' pyrimidine nucleobase biosynthetic process.